GGCGGCGUAGUGUGGUGAGCCUGGCGGCGGUGGCGGUGGUGUUGUUUAUGUUUUGCGGCGGCGGCGUCAGCGAGGCUCCCGGGACGGUGGACAGGUCGCUGGACACCCUCGACAACCCCACCAGCUGUGCUUCCCUCACUCUCUCCAAGGCCACUAUGACCAUGGCAUACCCCAACCAGCCGCCUCAGCGCGGCAGACCGCCACCCAACACCUCCCAGAUACAGAAGAUGCUGGAUGAGAAUUCUCAGUUGAUCAAGACAAUCACUGAAUAUCAAAAUCAGGGAAAACCUCAAGAGUGCUUCCAGUACCAGCAGUCCCUGCAUCGAAAUCUAAUGUAUUUGGCGUCCAUGGCAGACACAUCACAAAAUAUGGCUCAGCUUCUACCACCCCCACAGAUGCCAGGGCAACAGGGUCAAGGAAAUGAAGGGCCUCAAGGUGGUCCUCCUGGACAGGGCCCUCCGGGUCCUCAUCCUCCCCCUCCAGGAGCAUACCCAGGACAACAGCCAACUCCUUACAGGCCACCAGGUCCCCCAGGCAUGAGUGGUGGACCUCCAGGACCUGGGGUUGCAGGGUUUAGGAUGCCGUAUGGACAGUUACCUCAUUCCCAAGGACCUUAUCCACAACCCUACCCACCCCAAGGACAACAGUAUGGUCAGGGAGGAUACCCACCAGCAUCAUCUGGUCCCCAAGGCUAUCCUGGUAGUUCUUCCACACCACCUGCACCUGGUGCCAAGGGAUAUGGAACACCGCCACCCCCUUCCUCCACCCCAGGUUAUCCACAAUGCCCUCAAGGACCACCAAGUUCCCAAGCUCAGGGUCCUCCACCACCAAACAAUCCCACUGACUUCAGCCAGUCAUCACAGCAGUUCUCUGGUACACCACCUACUUUCACAUCUGCUCCAGCUUCAACACCAUCAACACCAUCAACAUACUCUGUUCCAUCAUCUCAGUAUCCAGGAAGUGGCCCUACAUCUCAACCUUACCAGAUGCCACCAUCCUCUGCUCCUCCUACAUCAACCUCAUCAACAAUGUCAGGUCCACCACAGUCCACAUCAACUCCCCCUACAUCAUCAUCAUCAGGUGGGCCAAUAACUUCAACUGCACCCACUGGACCUACAUCAAUGUAUGGUAGUGGACAACCUCAACAACCAACUCCACAACAGUCACAACCACCACCCCAAUCACAGCCACCUCCACAAACUUCACAGUCUCAACAUCCUCCUACACAACCACAACCCCCACAGCAAACUACCUCACCAAAUCCCCCACCGCCUGUUCCGGCCUCAGCACCAACGCCACCUACAUCUCAAAGCUAUACUGGUACACCUCCACCUGUAUCUCAGACAGGGCCACCCACUCAGGCUCCCCCACCACCACAACAGGCCCCUGGCCCUUAUCCACCCCCUUCUCAGCAGUAUCCAGGUAGUGGAGGCCAAGGGUAUCAUCAAGCCUAUCCUCCUAGCCAGUAUCCACCUAGUUCUCAAGGGUACCCACCACCAGGUCAGUAUCCUGGUGGACAGCCAUACCCACAACCCUAUGGCUCUUACCCACCACCACCUGGAAGCCAUCCUGGCUAUGGUGCACCUAUGCCUAAUGCUCAACCUGGAUACCAGCAUCCUUCAGGACCAGGAUAUGGGCAAGGUUAUCCUCCACCUCCUGGGGGACAAUAUGCACAGUACAGGCCUUCACCUGGCCAAGGUCCUCCUCAGGGACAGUUUCCUGGAUAUGAUCAGAGCCGUUACCCAGGUUAUCAACCACCACCACCACCUUCAGGCCCUCCUUCUGCUCCACAUUAGCAUUUGUGUGCCUGUCUUAUAGAUACUUUUCAUUUUUUUACUAAAUUAGUAUAUGUAAUUAACUAAUUUUCAAGUUUAAAUUUUUUUUACAUAAUGGGGGAAAUUAGUACACUAGUAUACUCAGAUCAUAUACACAUACAGUACACUAAAAAAUUUAAAUGUUUUCAUAUUUCGGUGAAUUUUAAAUUUAAUGUCGAUGGCUCACACCUGUUAACAGAUAAUGAAUAUUAGUAAACGACUGAUUUCAAUAAGGGUUAAAAUUCCAUGAUUUUACAUAAAUCUGACAUAUCUACAUAAAGUAUUUAGAUGUUCUAGCAAGUGAUGAAUAAAAAAAAAAAUUGGGUGUUAAAGUUGAAUCUGUAAUACUGUCAAGAAGUAGCAAUGCCUAAUUGUUACCCAGAAUAUCAAUUUUUUUGUAAUGAAUAUAUUUACAUUUUUUCAUCAUCCAUUUUAACAUUUUCAUGGGGUGGGAGGUAUCAGCCAGGAUAAAAUAAGGUUAUAGAUUUUAAAUUAGUAAAACAUUAAAUUAUCACUUUUCCAUUAAUGAUAUACAGUAAUUCACGGAUAAAAUGAAUGCUACCACACUCCAACAGUCAUCCACAGUAACACACUACUGCUUCAUAAGACCAGGUUAACAGUGAUCCUUGUGAAUUGUAAUGCACCUUACAGUAUCUGCAAAUACAUUUAUUCUUGUUCUUGCAAGCUGCUUCCACCCAGCCUUGACCUUGCUCAUAUCUUGUGUGGUGUCCACACUCGGUCCCCUCUUCCUCGUACACACACGCACAACAUGUCCAUCCACUCUCUUCCUGGCCUUCCAAUCCUCCAUUACAGUAUUAAAUGCAAUUCUGUCUUUAAUAAUUAGGAAGUUACAUUAAUGUUUUCUUGAGCGUAAUUUACCAUCAAAUCUUGUAUAAUGAGUAUUUUGAAGUCUUAUGUGAUCGUGUUCACUGCUUCAGUAAAAACAAACAAAAAACAAAACAAAAAAAAUUGUAAAAUAGUUAAGAAUAUCAUGCACACUGUAGAUAAAGCUAUUAUGUGCCUGAUAAAUUUCACAAAAAAUAUAUACUGUACAUGCAACUUGUCUACAUGAAGUGCAUUUAUUCUUGAAUAUUAUUCGUAAUGAGUAUAAAUAUAUUACUAGUAUGUAUAGUUCAGCUAAAAAGUCACGAUUCAUUUUUUAGAAGCCAAAAAAAGUCUAGCUUUGUUGUUUUGCCAUAUUUCUCAGAAGUGAGAAUUUGUGGGUCCAUUUUAAAGUACAAAGUACAAACUUGUUAUUGUGUUGACCAAGGCAAUUAAAGUAGCCAAAUGGAAUAUGGGUUAUUAGCAUCGACAAUACCAUUUGUGGUUUUAUUCUUACUUGCAAAUUUUAGGCAGUGAUUUUAAUCAGUUAUAUGCAUUUCUGUUCUCGUAUUGGCAUCCUUGGUGAUAUUUAGCGCCCUCUGAUCAUUCCGCACAUUUGAUGGUGCUACAUAGCCUUCCCGGUUUGGUGCCUUCUUUUGAAUACUUACUUUAAUCAGUUUUUUUUACUAGGAGUAACUCGAGCCUUGUACAGAUAUUAUAUCGGUAAGUAUACAGUGGUAACUAUAUGCACCACCUAGUUUUGUUCAUGGUUCUUUUUGUCUUGUCAAAAUAAAUUCAUGCAUACAGAAUCCUCAUCCAUUUUAGUUGAUUUCCACUUACAUCCAGUUAUCAAUUAUAAGAAAUGACAGUUGCUUGGAUGUAUUAAAAAAAUAUAUAAAGGGUAAUGGCUACUGCCAGCAAGUAUACUAAGUAAAGAAACUGAAUAUUAAAGAAGGCAUUGGUAAAUAUAAAUACCAUAGGUAUGUAUAUACACAAUAACACGAACAGUGACAAAGUAUUAGAUCAGAAGUAAUUACUAGGUACUGGAUAGCAAAGUGGUAGGACAUUGCCCCCCUCCCUCAUUCCCCUACCCUCCCUGUAAAACAUUUUUAAAGUGACAUUGUUUUAUUAAAAAGAAAAUGUUUAUGCUUUACUGUUAUGAAAAUAUGUUUUGCAUAUUUAGAGGACAGUUAUUAUGCAGACCAUAGGUCUUCAUAGUGUAAUUUCUAAACAUUUAUUUAUAAUACAUAUUGGUUUAUAUUGCUGGGUAAAUAGUUUAUGGAAAGGUGUUGGGAAUGGCUUUUUACAGGGUUGGAAGGAGUAUAGUAUUUAUAGGUGCAAAAAGAGUGAUAGGAAGGCAACUAGCAUCCUGGAAAAGAAAAGUGGUAUAGUAUAUGCAGUAAAACCUUGUGAAAGUCUAAAAGAAACAGAAAAAGGCUAGAAAUGGGUACUUACAUAGGACUUAUCAUAGGUUUUACUAAUGUAACUGUCCCCUCAGAUGGAAGUUUCUGGGAAGUUCUCCACGGUAUCUCGUUGAGUAGUUCAUCCGUAGUCCUAAAAUCACAGCUGUCACACCAGGCUCCAACAAAUCAUGAACAUCUACCGAAGACUAGAAUUAGAAUCUGGCCCCUUCGACAGGUAUUGGAGAUUCUGCUCUCUUGGCUUCUCCAGCUUUGGCAUGGUACCUUAUCUCCAGCUCAUCUCAUUUGGAAUGUUUCAGUUCAAGCCGUCUUAUGGCUAGCUGUCAUUCCCGUUUAAAGAUUGUUUAGGAUGAAUAAGAACUUUAAAGGGUUCAUUUUCUAUUUAAGCUUAGAGCUCAGAAAAUUUUAAUAUUAUAGUUCCAAGUCUCAUUCCUUCACACAGUGCCCAACCAUUUGGACUGGACAGGAGGACUGUCUUGCUUCUUUCAGGUUGGUGCUCAAUCCCCAUCUUUCCAAGUGGUUGGAUACCAUUCCUACCAUUUGGGUUGGGUUGAGUACCCUCCAUCCUUGCAUAGCCUUCCUGGUUUGGUGCCUUCUUUUGAUAAUUACUUACUUCCCUCCAUCCUAUCCUAAUCCUUUAUUCCCAUACCCCUUCUAGGUGCUAUAUAGCCGUAAUGGCUCGGCACUUUCUCCUGAUAAUUACCUUGCCUUUCACACUGAGAUAAAAAAAGUACAGUAUUUCAUCCCCCUAUUUUGGUGGAUAUUUAUGAACUUGUUUUGAUUUUAUUUCAAGGCAGUGUGCAAACUUUUAUGUCCAAAAUAUAAAAGUGCAAAUAAUGAGAAAAUCAGUAGGAGCCAUGAGAGGUUUCAAACCUAUGCUUUGGUUACUCCCAAGCAAAUGCCUUAGACCACUGCACCACGACAUGGUAAAAAAAAAAUGCAACCUGGCAUUCAACUGAAUCUUCUAGGGGGUUCUGAGACUUACUGAAGGCUAAUCAGGGUUUCACACAGCGCCCCUGUGCACUCUGGUUACAAGUUUAGGAGUUCUACCUUCAAUGCUUCCCCAACUCAGAGAUUACAACCAGAGUGCAUGGGAGCAAUGCAUGAUUAGGCAUAAGUUCAAACCCUCGGGACUCUUAAAGGAUUCAGUUAAAUUCCAUUCACCUAGGCUCUAGGAGAAUUCUGUUAAAUUCCAGGUUACAUUACUUUUGACCAUAUUGUGGAGGAGUGUUCUAAAGUGUUUGCAUGGAAGUACCCAGAGCAUGGGCUUGAAUCCUCCUCUUGGCUCUUACCGUUUUUCUCAUCGAUACAUCACGUUAAUGUGAUUUCUUUGUGCAGUGCAAAUUUGCUAGGAGAGGAAGACUACAUUAAUCCAAUUUGUGGACUUGCUAAGAACAUAGCCACUAAGUUUACUAAAAAUAUGGCAAGUGACUGAGUAUAGAGGGAAAAUCAGUAUACAGUAUUAUGAACCUUGGAUGCAAGUACAGUGGAACCUCGAGUGACGAGCAGCUCCAGUUACGAGCAUUUCGAGUAACAAGCAAGCCACUCGCAGAAAAUAUGUCUCGACUGACGAGCUUUCGCUUGAUUAACGAGUGUUCCCGCUGGUUCUCGGACACCUCCGACGACAGUUUUGUUGUUUCACAAGACGAGUUUUCCACGUGACGAGCUCGGUGCCGGAAUGGAUUAAACUCGUUCAUCGAGGCGCCACUGUAUGCGAAUACUGUAACUGCAUAACUCACCCAGUUUGUGAAAAUUGCAAUUGAAUUAUUUGCUUUGAUGGUUAGAACAUCCUAAAUUAUAUUUAAGACAGUUUUGACUUCUGUGACUAAAUAAUCUGUCAGGCUUAGUGCAUUCUUCUGAUCAUUUCUUGGUGGUCAAAAUUAAUGUACAUUUCAAAAAAAGCAGAUAAUUUGCAUAUAAUUAUAAAGGUGUUUAAAUAAGUAGUAAGGUACAAUGUGGAAAAUGCCCAUGGUUUGAAAGGCUGGUAUAGCUUUGUUCUAUGGUAUUGUGCCCACACCUUUUGGCAUAAUAUUGUCGAUAUAGUCAUGCUAACUUAAAACUAUCUCUUGGCAAUUAUUUUCCUUACCUUGCAUAAGUAGUGAUGGAAAAAUGAACAGAGAAAAACAACAGUACUGUAUGCUGGAACUUAGUUUAUAAUUGGGCCAGAGACUGUGGCUAUUAUUUGUACAUAGAAUAUAGCUAAAGCAAAAUAAUGGUGUUGGCUAUGUGAAAUUUUUUCACUUUAGAAUGUGUAAGUGGACAACUAACAAAAUGUUUGGCAAAGAUUUUGUAUGCACUACCUUGCUUUAGAGGUUGAGAGGGCCUGCAUCACAGGUAUAUAAAGUUGACGGUAUGGAUGCUUAGUAGCUGUACAUAAUGUAAUAAAGUUUUUCUGUUGAGGAGAAUCAUAUCUGUGGCAUAUUUUAAGGCUUCUGAUUAACAUGAAUAAAUUUUUUGUAAAAGGGCCUCAUGAAGGUUUUAAAUUAAUAUACUUAUGGUAUAUUUAAAUGGGUUGUGCUGUACAUAGUUAACUUUACAUGUUAAUAACAAGAAACUGCCUGUCCUAAUAGAACGUCUCAUUUUGACGUACUGUAUACUCUACCUAAGGCAAAAAAUUGUCGUACUAGAAAAAUGGUAGCUGCUCACAAAAUUUACAUAUUGUCACGUAUUCUGUUUUGGGGUCUUCUGGUAGGGUUGGAUAAGGGCAAGUUAGUAUGACAGCUUGACAUUGGGAAACCCUAGGACGACAGGCUGCAAGAAAACCUUGUACAUUUUGUACAUAUUCCGUUUUUUAAACAUUCAGCUGUGUAAUAUGAUUUUUCUUAAGAAUUGUUCAAGAUUUGUAUGUAGCAUUGUCUGCCAGUUGUGGUUAUUCUUAGUAGUGUAACCUCUCAAAUUCCAUCCUAAUGUAUACACAGUUUUGGUAAAUACUGUAAGUGUCAUAGAAUAUGGAAGCAUAAUUUUACGCAAGAAAGUGUCUGUAUAUUGUAGGAUUGAGCUUGUACCAGUGCGGCUUUACUGCUAACACUGCAGUUUUAUAAGGAACCAAAUUUGUUCAUACUUUGGCUCAUAAUUAAAAAAUGUUACCUAAAUUGUACAGUUAUUAAUUCUUGUAUUGUAUAAUGCAUAUGUAUUAUGCAGUCAAUGUACUUUUAGGAUUUUUUUUUUUAACUUUAGAGCCAAAAUGAUAUUUUACUAGUUAUGGAAUUAGUUUAUCUAAUGGCAGUAUUGAACUGACCCACUACUAACAUGAAAAAGUGUUGGUUAAUCAAUACAGUAUUAUUAAAUAUUUACUAUUGGCAAUAUUUUCUAUUACAGUACUGUAUAUACAAUUUUCAGAUUUUAUGUGGUCAUUAUUUAAAAAACCCAGUCACUGGAAUGCAACCUCACUAGCCAAGGAUUAUAAUUAUACUUUUCACCACCCUUGGUAGAUGCAGCAGAUACAGUAUUUUGAAACUUCACUCCAAAAAAAAACCUGAUUGGCCAGUUGGGUUUUACUAGUCACAACACAAAAUCUGCAGUGUCACUUAAUUCCAUAAAUAUUGUGGACUUUCAAAGUCAAGAAAUGAUACAUAUGCUAUGUUUAGUGCAUUUGUGGUCGUGUUGAUAGGCUGAACAGUAUUGUCACGUCAGGAGACAAAAUAUUCUUCUACAGUGAAAAGAAGAAUGUAUCAUAACUUUAAGCUGGCAAAAUAGUGAAAUUGUGUAAGUAGAAUGAAUGAGUCCUCGUUCAUUUAUACAGUACGUGUAUUUCAUUUUAAAUAUUUGCUAUGUGCUGGCUUUGUAUGUUCAUAAUUUUUGCAGUCGCCAAAUGCCUGUUUUUCCCACUUGCAUUGAAUUUGGUGCAUUAUAAUUGAAAAUGUUCAAUAAUUUGGUUAAUCAUUACUCUUUUAAUCAAAUUAGUAAUUCUGCAAAAAGAAAAAUAUUAAAUUUCUUUGAACAUAAUGCAGUUAUAAUUACUUAUUGAUAUUUGCCAGGCAUCAAUUUGUACUACAGUAUUUAAAGUAAAAUAAAAUUGUACAACCUUUAAUUUCCCCCAUACAAGUAAAUAAAUGUAAAUGCAG
Procambarus clarkii (red swamp crayfish) is the source of this 8121-nucleotide messenger RNA. Its product is annotated as basic salivary proline-rich protein 2. NCBI's taxonomy places the organism in Eukaryota, Metazoa, Arthropoda, Malacostraca, Decapoda, Cambaridae. The record is from RefSeq and is a predicted model, not a curated record.